This is a messenger RNA of Mus musculus (house mouse), 3600 nucleotides long. RefSeq names its product transformation related protein 53 inducible protein 11 (gene Trp53i11). The record is from RefSeq and is a predicted model, not a curated record. Lineage: Eukaryota; Metazoa; Chordata; Mammalia; Rodentia; Muridae. The transcript has 10 exons. Gene Ontology annotation, cellular component: membrane. Bases 1148 to 1762 code for a protein of 204 amino acids.
UUCCGAGAAAGUCCUGGGUGGCACAGCGGCAGGUUGUCCCCGUCCGGGGAUCCCCCUAGCCAAGCGAGGGUGCGCCCUCCGCAGGCGGCUCCCGGUAGGCCCUCCGUUUCAGCUCUGGGUCUCCCCCCCAACCCCUCUGUGCCCGCCCCGGCCACCUCGGGGGCGAGGCAGCCCAGCGCGUGGGAGGGGACGGCGCGCCAUUGGCUUGUGCGCGGCACUAGAGGAGGGACCAGUGCGGGCCGCCAGACUCGGGCGAGCCCAGCAGCGCCAGGAGUCCAGCUUGCCCUGCCCUGCCCUGCCCUGCCUGCCUAGCGCGGCGCCGCGAUGUGAGACUCCCCGGGCCGGAGCGUCCGCAGGGCACGCCAGCUCCGCGAGCGCAGCACCCCGCGCGCCAGGAACGAUCUUUGGAAAGUCAGAAUAUACUUCGGGUUUCUGUUGUCACCUUCGUACAGACAGAGCGCUCUCCUAGAGUCCCCUCUGGCCUUCGUGUCUUAGGUGCCCUCUGCCUUAGCUUCUCUUCUUCUGGACUCUCAGGUACAGGAAGGAAAACAGCCACUCAUUUCACACAUGAAGAGUAAGACUGUGUGUCAGAACCUGGGGCCCAGGUCUCACUCGCCCUUCAGCCCCAGUGGUGACUGGGUUUGUGGUGUUGUCAUUUGGAACAAAACCUCAGGACCUCUUCUAUGUACCUCCCCUCCCCCUGGCAUCCACACCGGCUGUGCCCCUCUGCUGGUGUGUUUGUUGGGAUGCUCUAUUUCAUUCUAAGACUCUGGGCGUUUGAGAAGGAACCUGGGCUAUCUGGGGACAUUUCCUGGGGCUGCAAGACAUCAGGGACAUGGCGCUGGGCAGCAGGUGGAAGGAGGAACUUCUAAGCUGUGCCUUGGAAUGAGUUUGCUGGAGUGAACGCGAGAUGCUGGGGUACCAGGACCCUGGGCACUGGCCGGGUGAGCAGGUUGUGAGGACUGAGCACAAGAGAGGGCCCCUCAUCUCAGACUCCAGUGUGCAUCUCAGCAUCUAGCUCAUUGCCCAUCUCAGAGAGGAAACUGAGGCAGCCGCAGCACCAUCUUCUCUUAGGCCCCGGGUGGGGCCUGGCCACAUUCUUCUCACCCUACACUGGGACCUGGGGUCUGGAAGUCCAGCAGGAACGAUGGCUGAGGCCAGUGUCUCCCCAUGUCCCUCAGCAGAAGAAAAAAUGGCAGGCAAACAGCCCCCUCCGCUCAUGAAGAAGCACAGCCAGACGGAUCUUGUGAGCCGCUUGAAGACCAGAAAGAUCCUGGGUGUGGGCGGGGAGGAUGAUGACGGCGAAGUGCACCGGUCCAAGAUCAGCCAGGUUUUGGGCAACGAGAUAAAGUUUGCUGUGCGGGAGCCUCUGGGGCUCAGGGUCUGGCAGUUUCUUUCUGCUAUGCUGUUCUCCAGUGUGGCCAUCAUGGCCCUUGCCCUCCCUGAUCAGCUCUACGAUGCAGUUUUUGAUGGGGCUGAAGUCACAAGCAAGACCCCCAUCCGCCUCUACGGUGGUGCCCUCCUUAGCAUCUCCUUGAUCAUGUGGAACGCACUCUACACAGCCGAGAAGGUCAUCAUCCGCUGGACUCUGCUCACUGAGGCCUGCUACUUCGGGGUGCAGUCCCUGGUGGUCACUGCCACGCUUGCUGAGACGGGCCUCAUGUCCCUGGGGACCGUGCUGCUCCUGGCCAGCCGCCUCCUCUUUGUUAUUGUCAGCAUCUACUACUAUUACCAAGUCGGCCGGAAACCCAAAAAAGUGUAGCAGGCUGGGACCUGCCUGGGCCUGGACCUGGGCCCGAGCAGCUGGGGACUUCACUGUCCAUGGGUCCUAGACAGGCCUGCAGGCAGGCAGGGUGCACACGCCUUCCUUCCCUCCCAGGCACUCCACGGAGUCAUCUUGGGUCUCCUGGGAUUCUAGGAGUGACAGACCAGGCUGUGGCCUCUGCACCCCACCCCUCACCCUUGUGCAGGGACAACUCCUUGCCCUGUGUUUCUUGGCCUCUAGACUCUAACAGGCAGAGUCUAGAGUAAGUUUUAGGGUCUGGGCUGAGUCAAGGUGAGUUCCUCUGCCAGGAAGCCCUUUCUAGGAGGUUGUGUCGGCCCCAGCAGGGGCUCUCAGCUUCUCCCCAUCCAGAAACCCGAUGUGUGAGUCCCUCAUCACACACGCACACACACACACACACACACACACACACACACACACACACACACACACACGGUGUUUCUAGAGAUCCAGUUGAGGACAUCUAGCAAGGGGAGUGACUGCCUCCCUUGGGCCAAGUUCCCCAGCCUCAGCCUGCACAUCUCUCUCUUUGGCCUGCUGGAGGGUACUCUGAUUCUCUGGCUGGCCGCCUGCGUCCCAGAGCACCAGAGUCCCUUCCCGACAGGCUAGGGUUAGGCAAUGUACCACAGGCCUGAUAGUCCCUGGCUCCUAGCUGCCCAUAGGCUCCUAGUGCAUGAGGAAUUCUGAGGAGAGGACAAGUGGGGACAUUUCCUCGGCAUGGCCUCCAAGGCCUGCAUGGCUACACACCUGGCUCAGUGCCUCCUCCAGAUCCCCUCCUGAGGCUGCCCCAAGGCCUACGGGUUAAAGCCAAUAGCUGCUCACAUGCAACAACGGAAGGAGAUUCAAGAGUCUGCCAUCCCUUAGCAGCCCCUAAGUGGGCCUCUAGAGCUGAAGACACACCCCUGGUGCCACCAGCCUGUGUGGCCCCUCCCCUUGGCCCUAGCUCCCAGCACCUCCCUACCCUUCAGCAGCAAGCACACUAAGAGAUUUGGCCCGAGGCUUCUCCCUUCUGCAAGGGGGUGGUCCCCUAUACCCGAGGAAUCUUUCUCUAGGGCACCUGGGCUCACAGCCUCCCUGGGCUCGGUUGUUCCUGCUGCCAAGUGCUCUGUGACCAUGGCCUUUGCCUAGUGGAGGGAACUCAGUGGAGGAUGUGCCCAGCAGUGGCCGGGGCUGCUUCUGUAACCAAGGUCUGGCAGAGUAGCGAUUCCCUGCGUGUUCAGGAAGGGCCCAUUGUGUAUACCUGCCUCUUGUCACUGGCUUGGUGCCAGUCCCUCAGUCCCACCUCUUUACUCGGACCAUGGACCCUGCCACUGCCAGCUCUUAGUACAGUCCCAACUACCGUAGACCAGGUGACAUUUGUUGACACCAUUCUCAGAGGUGUUGAAGAUUUAUCAUCUUGAAUCCUCCACAAAUACAGAUACAGUCCCAAGGGAGGUAGUCGUAGAAAUGGAAGACGCCAGCCCUGCGCAGCCUGCAGGGACAUCCGCCAGGCUUCCCCUCAGCAGCAGGAGCCCAGGUCACCCUGGUUAAACUGCAGUGAUACAUUUAGGUGGGUGGGGUCAAGGCAUAUGUGGCCUCCGGGAGACACCUGCUUGGAAGGAGGCAGUGAUGGAGAUAGAGCCCCACUCUGAGUCUGGGCUCAGAGUGCCCUGACUGCUCUCCCCCACCCCAUCCCCAGCUCCUCUUGUCAUGCUUCUGCCUGGCCCCCAAGACUGCCUCUGUCAUGGUCACUAUUUAUUCUUGGUCCCUUUUUCUUUUUGUAAGAAACAGUCACAAGAAAACAACAACAACAACAAAAAACAACCAAUGAGAAACAA